UGAAAAAAAAGUUGAUAUCCACUAUCUUAAAUUAAGGAUUAUUAAACUGCUACUAGGCUGAAAUUUAUUUAAAAAAAUUGGAAUAAUGCAAAGGAAUAUUAAACGUCACACUCGUGGACCAUUACGGGCAAUUAAUAACGCCUUGUCAACUAAUACAAAUGUAAUAUCAUUAUCAUGUAAACCAGAAAAAAUUACUGAUGUGGUCACAAGUCACAAAGUAGUGGAAAAUGAAUCUGAUCACAGGAAUCAAACACAGUCAACAAUGGAUAACAAUCUACAACCUGAAACACCCGUAAUGCGUGCAUCAUGUCGACUAUCACAGACGAAGUCGUCGCAAUCGCUGUAUGAUAUUCUACCCAUGCCUUUACGCUCCUCAUCUUGUCGAUCGGAUAAACAAUAUUUGAAGUCCGAUAUUCGUCGUCACUUUCCAAUCCGCACAAGUCUGUCAAAAUCCUCAUAUCAAGAAAAUAAAACUCCGAAGUGUUUUGAUGACACUCUUCAUUCAUUGACAAAUACUUCAGUAAUUGUGAAUUCCUCCUUAUCUUCCCUUGAUUCUACAUCUCCUAUUGGUGGUGAUAUCCCGCGUAAACGUCAUCUUGGCACUUGGCAAAUUUUAACAGAAUCAAAACAGUCCCGACUGAGUGAAGGUCAACAGUGUGUGAAGUUAAGAAAUGACAUUGAUACAAUUUGUCUUGCAAUGGGUUCUGAAGUAAAAGCGCAUCCAAGAUAUUGGAUGAGAAAAAGUGCUGCAGAAAUUCUUGUAACACCUGAACAAACUUCUCCUAAAAUUACUCCGAAGAAACAUCUAGCUCCUAUUUGUCCAGUCCCAAUGCCAAGUGGAUUUCCACUUCAGUUACCAGUUAGAUAUUCAUCUGUUUCAUUACCAUGGGAAUGUAGUAACUAUUCCAGACCGAGCUUAUCACGCACUGUUGAAACACAGACUUCCCCUAUUGAUUUAAACAAAAUUCCUCAAACCGAGAAACCCAAAGGAAGGAGGCAUACAGGAAUCGGACUUCGAAGCUCAGGUACAGCUCAAGUACUUCAAAAUAUUCGACGAAAGUUUGGUCACCUACGAAGAGCUAUAAGUGCAGAUAGACUGAAUAAAAAUUCUUCCACGUCAUUUGAAAAUUGUAAUCAGGAUCGUAUAUCUUCCACACCGAAUUCAAAUAAUACUAAUCAGCCUACUACUAAUGGGAAUCCCAACGUUCACUUCAAUCAUGAUCCUUCAUGCAAACUCACAUGUCAUGUUACGCGUAAAAAUCCUGAUGGUUCAGUGCAAAUUUCACUAAGACGUUCAUCAACUAAUGGUCAAUUCGGUUUUUUCAUUGCCCGUGAUUCAAAGGGUAAGUUUUAUUUUGAUCAAAUCAGGAAGUUAUGCGACAAGUUAAUACGGGAUUGUAUAUAACUUUGAAUAGCAUACGAACCAGGAUACAAUAGAACUGAAUACAUAGUCAUCUGUCUCAGUCUCCAAAUGGGUAGUGAAUACUGCUGAAUCGCAUUAGGUUACAUUUCUCUAGCACAUAGUUCAACAUGGAUGUCACCUUCGACAUUCUUUUUUGCAAAGUUUAUCCUUAGCAUGAAUUAAAUUGGUUUUACGCACGUCUGUUUUUCUAGUCAUCUAAAAAACAACAAUUAUUCUAAAGUCCUAUUUUUAUUACAUUUCAGGUAUUUAUGUCAGUCGGCUUGGAAGUGUUCGAUGUGCCGCUAAACUCUGGGAUGUAUUUCAUGUUGGUGACAGAAUUUUAGAAGUUCAAGGUAUACCGUGUGACAAUCUUGAAGUGGAAGAAGUUAAAAAUCUUAUACGAGGAUGUGAACUUGUCGAGUUCCGAGUGAAAUCAUCUCAUCAUUCAGACUAUAAAAAGAAUCCAUUCCGAUUGAGUCUUUCCUGAUUUAUUUAAUGCUUGUAUUGUAACCAAAAUUUCCUUAUUGCCUUUUAUACUACUGGCGUUUAACAACAGUAGUAUCAGAUGUCUUACAUCCUUCAAUCUAGUUGUACAUAGAUAGACUUUACAUUAUGAUUAUGAUUUUCUUUAAAUUAGAUUGUACAGAGGUUAAAUUUAAUCAUUAUUAAUACUAUUAUUCUCAUCCAUAUUAUCCUUAUUUUUCUGUACAAAUCAGAGUUUUACAAUCUUACUUUUAUUUACCUAGAAGAUAAUUUAAAUGAAUUUUUAUUAAUAUUUUUCACUCCUAUUUGUAUUAAUGCUGAUUUUAUAUAAAAGUGUAUUUAAUUUAAA
Messenger RNA from Trichobilharzia regenti, 2234 nucleotides. Lineage: Eukaryota; Metazoa; Platyhelminthes; Trematoda; Strigeidida; Schistosomatidae. The record is from the annotation of a GenBank genome assembly.